Molecule: messenger RNA, 1452 nt
Organism: Prosopis cineraria
Lineage: Eukaryota; Viridiplantae; Streptophyta; Magnoliopsida; Fabales; Fabaceae
Product: syntaxin-121-like
Exons: 2
Coding region: 194-1198 (334 amino acids)
Biological process (GO): vesicle fusion; intracellular protein transport; exocytosis
Cellular component (GO): plasma membrane; endomembrane system; SNARE complex
Molecular function (GO): SNAP receptor activity; SNARE binding
Source: RefSeq, a predicted model, not a curated record
CACGUCAGCGUCCAAGUGGUCUCCUACGGCUACCCCAACUUGACCUGCGACCAGUCCCUCGCGAUCCUCCCCAAAAAUCCCAAAUCCUACUGCUUCAAUCUCCCAACUGCACAAUUCCUGUCUUCCUCCUAUCUCUCGAUUUACAUUUGUUUUGCUUUGGAAUUCUUUAAUUCAAUUUGUUUGUUCUGUUAGAAUGAAUGACUUGUUCUCCGGCUCCUUCUCUCGCCUCCGCCACGAGCAGGCAUCGCCCGCACAUCAUGUCAUCGAGAUGGCGUCCACCACGCCUACCGGCGGUGUCAACCUCGACAAGUUUUUCGACAACGUCGAGUCCAUCAAGGACGAACUCAAGGAGCUGGAUCGCCUUAACCAGAACCUCCAGAGCUGUCACGAGCAGGGCAAGACCCUUCACAAUGCAAAGGCCGUCAAGGACCUUCGGUCUCGCAUGGACAUCGAUGUUUCGAUUGCUCUGAAGAAGGCCAAGCUCAUCAAGGUCAAGUUGGAGGCCCUCGAGCGAUCCAACGCAGCCAACCGUAGCUUGCCGGGUUGCGGGCCAGGAUCCUCGUCAGACCGGACCCGCACUUCUGUGGUCAACGGGUUGAAAAAGAAGCUGAAAGACUCCAUGGAGAGCUUCAAUAGCCUCAGGCAGCAGAUCUCAACGGAAUACCGGGAGACUGUACAACGCAGGUAUUUUACAGUCACCGGCGAAAACCCCGAUGAGAAGACCGUCGAUCUCUUGAUCUCUACAGGUGAGAGUGAGACGUUCCUUCAGAAAGCCAUCCAAGAACAGGGUAGAGGCAGGAUUCUGGAUACUAUCAAUGAGAUUCAAGAGAGGCAUGAUGCGGUGAAAGAGAUAGAGAAGAAUCUGAAGGAGCUGCAUCAAGUGUUCCUUGACAUGGCAGUGUUGGUGGAAUCUCAAGGGGAGCAAUUGGAUGACAUAGAGAGCCACGUGGCGAGAGCUCAAUCGUUUGUGAGGAGUGGAGCUGAGCAGUUGCAGACUGCGAGGAAGCACCAGAAAAACACCAGGAAAUGGACCUGUUAUGCUAUUACGAUUCUCCUGGUGAUCAUCUUGUUUGUGGUUCUUUUCACUGUCAGACCAUGGGAAAAUAAAGGUGGCGGUGGCGGAGGCGGAAGUGGCAGUGGUAAUCAGCCAGCUUCACCUCAAACACCUCCUCCACCGCCUCCGCCUUCUAGAAGGUAACAUUGGGCAAUUGCAUUCUCUUCCAGUGAGUAGAUAACCUUAUCGGGGUGGCUCAGCUGCGUUAUUGAUCAUGGAUGGUUUAUGUGUAUCGUUCGUGGAACUCUAAACUUUCCUGUUUAUUCUUCUUGCUUUUAUCUAAGCCUGUGCAUCAUUUCUCCUUUAUUUAAUGCUGAUAAGGAAAUCGAGCUGCAAAUGUUGCCAAUUUCAAGUGUUUGUGGGGGCCUAAAGACAGAAAGAGAAACCUCACUUCGUGC